Colletotrichum acutatum is the source of this 1413-nucleotide messenger RNA. RefSeq lists its product as uncharacterized. The record is from RefSeq and is a predicted model, not a curated record. Lineage: Eukaryota; Fungi; Ascomycota; Sordariomycetes; Glomerellales; Glomerellaceae. The transcript has 6 exons. Bases 1 to 1413 code for a protein of 470 amino acids.
AUGCCAGAAUCAAACCACGCCAUCGUCUUUGGCGCCUCUGGCCUGCUCGGCUGGGCGACAGUCGAGCAGCUGCUCUCCAAUUACCCCUCCAAGGGCUCCUUUGAGAAGGUCACCGCUGUGAUGAACCGCCCGCUACCAGAUUCAGACUCUUUUUGGCCACCAGCGUCGCCCAGCAGACCCAGAUUGCAGAUUGCCUCUGGUGUCAAUCUUACUGGGACGCUGGAAGACCUGACUUCGCAGCUCAAGGGCAAAGUCGAUGGGACCGAGGGCGUCACCCAUGUAUUCUAUUUCGGUGAGAGUUGUGUCCUGUGUGUCUUCAAUCAGGGCGAUGGGGACGAUGUUGCCGAGUGCGAAACCAACUGUGGCAUGAUGCAGACGGUGGUUGACGCGGUCACAUCGUUGUCGAUGAACCUCAAAGCAUUCGUCUACUCUGGCGGAACUAGGGGCUACGGGAUCUACACACCUGGUGGAACUUUCAAGCCCCCCUUGGAGGAAUCAAUGGCAGACAACCUCCCCGAAGACUACGAAAAGACCGUCGCGUAUCCCUGGUGGCGUAAGAUCCUCUCAAAGGCGAGCGAUGGCAAGCCUUGGAUCUGGUCAGAAGUAUGCCCAGACGCGGUAGUCGGAUUCUCCCCGAAUGGAUCUGGCUUCUCGUUGGCGCUCCACUGGGCGCAGUACCUAUCCCUCUAUGCCUACAACCACGGUGUGAGCAAGAACUCCAAGCCCAGUGUAGAGGUUUCAUUCCCUGGAACCCAGGCGGGAUACAACAGCCUUUGCACUCCCGUCUCUUCUCGGACUCUCGGUCGCAUCGCUAUUCACGCCUCGCUUCACGGGGACAAAUGCGGGGGAAAGGUCAUUAACAUGGCCGACAGAGAGCAGCCUACCAAGUUCAGUGACCUCUGGCCGUCGCUCGCUGAUUGGUUCAGACUGGUUGGUGUUGGUCCGAGGGAGAACGACAAUGCAGAGAAACCCGGGGAGCAGACAUUCGAGGAACAAGGCUGUGGUAGGGCUGUCACUGCUGGCGUGGGGAGUGGAAGUGUCCAGCUUGACAGCGUCGGGUACUGGCUGUCCUUCGACAGACAGCUCAGCUUGCAGAGGCUGAGGUCUGUGGGAUUCACUGAAGAGAGAGACCCUAUUGAGGGCUGGCUGGAGGCGUUUGAGAAGUUUAGAGAAGCGGAUAGUUAUCAACUCUCGACUCAACCCCAUUAUCCUUCAAAACCUUGGCGUAAAUCAACCCAUCAUCCCUCAGCGGGUCUCGAUCGCCAACCUGGAUGUACAAAGUUCUCCUCCAGUGACGAAACUGUUUACGACUAUCGAUCAGCGGGAAAACUGGCCUCUCUCGGCGAGUAUAUCUUGGCAACGGCUUGGUCUUUGGCCCUGUACAUGGCACAUGCAUGCAUCGAAGAAGUGUAA